AUGUCGGGCCCAGCAACCGGAGCCGCCGCGUCCCACGCCGCCACCAAGGCCGCCAGCAAGUGGCAGCAGUUCAUGAACCACCCCGCCGGUCCCAAGACCAUCUUCUUCUGGGCCCCCAUGGCCAAGUGGGCGCUCGUUAUUGCCGGUCUCAAGGACCUGCAGCGCCCCGCUGACAAGCUCUCGCUCAACCAGAACCUGGCUCUCGCCGCCACCGGCUUCAUCUGGGUCCGCUACUCGCUGAUCAUCACCCCGGUGAACUACUCGCUCGCGGCCGUCAACUUCUUCGUCGGAUCAACCGGUCUCCUCCAGCUCUACCGUAUCUGGGACUACAGGAAGAACCACCCGGAGGCCAAGAAGGCCUAA
Molecule: messenger RNA, 363 nt
Organism: Trichosporon asahii var. asahii CBS 2479
Lineage: Eukaryota; Fungi; Basidiomycota; Tremellomycetes; Trichosporonales; Trichosporonaceae
Exons: 3
Coding region: 1-363 (120 amino acids)
Biological process (GO): pyruvate import into mitochondria
Cellular component (GO): mitochondrial inner membrane
Molecular function (GO): pyruvate transmembrane transporter activity
Source: RefSeq, a predicted model, not a curated record